Messenger RNA from Thecamonas trahens ATCC 50062, 729 nucleotides. RefSeq names its product ubiquitin carrier protein. The record is from RefSeq and is a predicted model, not a curated record. Gene Ontology annotation, biological process: ubiquitin-dependent protein catabolic process; protein polyubiquitination. Lineage: Eukaryota; Apusomonadida; Apusomonadidae. The transcript has 2 exons. Bases 50 to 700 code for a protein of 216 amino acids. Gene Ontology annotation, molecular function: ubiquitin conjugating enzyme activity.
GUUCUCUUUGCUCAUAGGCUACAAACAAAGUAGCAAAGGAAGAAGGAGUAUGUCUGCAUCGUCGAUGUCUGCGGCGUUGCUCGCCAAGCAGCUGAAGGCGGCGACAAAGAACCCCAUCGAUGGGUGCAAGGUCGGCCUGGUGGGUGACGACAUCUACCACUGGGAGGUUUACAUGGCCGGCCCGCCGGACUCAACCCACGAGGGAGGAGUCUUUCGUGCUGAGCUUGAGUUUCCCAAGGACUAUCCGUACAACCCGCCCAAGAUGUCCUUCACCUCCACCAUGUGGCACCCGAACAUCCACGGCCCGCCGGACACCGGCAAGGUUUGUAUCUCCAUUCUCCACCCGCCGGUGGAGGAGUUUGGCUCGGGUGAGUCGCUCGCCGAGCGGUGGAAUCCCAUCCAGACUGUCGAGACCGUCCUCAUCUCGGUCCGCUCGCUGCUGGGCGACCCCAAUCUCUCGUCGCCGGCCAACAUCGACGCUGGCGUCGAGUACCGCAACGAUAUGGACGCGUACAAGGCCCGCCUCCGCGAACUCUGCGAAAAGUCGCUGCGCGAGCUGCCCGAGGGCUUCCAGCCGCCCGAGGCUGCUCCCUCUGCCCCGGUCGUCCGCGAGGACUCGGUCCAGUCGGUCGGCGACUGGGUUCUGGAGGAGGACUCCGAGUACGACGAAGACGAGGAGGACAUGCUGGAGUCGGACUGAGACCGCAAUAACAUCAUUUGUACACACUC